AUGGUUUCAAAGCUAUUAAGUUUAACUUCCCUCCUCUUUUACAUCCUUUUUCAUGCAAGCUUCAUUUUACUUGCCCCAAAUUCCACUUUCGGCUUCACAAAUGAGACGGACAAGCAAGCCUUGCUAGCCAUCAAGGAUCAAAUUGUUGAAGACCCUUUCCAGGUCUUUAGCUCAUGGAAUGAUUCUAUCCACUUUUGUAAGUGGAAAGGAGUCACAUGUGGUCUCCAGCAUCAGAGGGUGACCAUCCUAAACUUGUCAUCCUUGAAAUUAGUUGGUUCCUUGUCUAGUCACAUAGGAAACCUUUCCUUCCUUAGACGGAUCAGUCUUGAGAACAACUACUUCCAUGGCACUAUCCCCCAAGAAAUUGGUCGAUUGUUUCGCCUACAACAUCUCUCACUUUGGAGCAACUCCUUUCAAGGUGAGUUCCCUACCAAUUUGACUGAUUGCUUAGACAUCAGAGUCGUCAAUAUAUCUUCAAACAAUCUUGCAGGAAGAAUUCCUAUCGAACUAGGAUCAUUUACGAAUCUUUUACAAUUGGAUCUUUCUAGAAAUCAUUUCACUGGCAACAUACCACCUUCACUGGGUAAUCUCUCCUCUCUUGGCGUACUUAUUCUUCACAAUAACAAUCUAAAUGGAAGCAUUCCUUUCGAACUUGGAAAGCUUUCCAACUUGAAAUAUUUUCUAUUGAGUUCCAACAACUUGUCCGGAAUGAUUCCUACCCCGCUUUACAACAUCUCAUCCAUCCAUAUCUUUGCUCUAGCUGCCAACCAGUUAAGCGGAACCCUCCCCCAAGAACUGGGAUUGACCCUUCCAAAACUAAUAUCAUUCUUACUUGGUGGUAACCAAUUCUAUGGGCCUAUCCCACCAUCAUUGUCCAACGCUUCAGCACUUGUUGAAUUAGAUAUCGCUAUUAAUUUUUUCAGUGGGUCUGUACCAAUGAAUUUGGGCAACCUUCGAGAUCUAGAAUGGCUAAAUAUUAAUUUUAACCGACUCGGAACUAAAAAAGCCAAUGACUUGAGCUUCCUUGAUUCAUUAACCAAUUGUACAAAUCUAGGACUUCUAUCUUUAGGUUGGAAUUACUUUGGGGGUCUACUGCCCAAUUCAAUUGCAAAUCUAUCCAUCAAUCUCAACUCACUUGGGAUAAAUCAAAACUACCUAUCUGGAAUCAUACCUCAAGGGAUUGAGAACCUCAUCAACUUAAAGGUUUUAGCCUUACAUGAGAAUAUGCUCACUGGAAGUAUUCCUGAAUCCAUUGGAAAAAAUUCUAAGUUGGAAGAACUCUACAUUUUUGCAAAUAACAUCUCAGGAAAAAUUCCAUCAUCUAUUGGCAACAUGUCUCGGUUGAGCAUUCUUUCAUUAGGACCAAAUAUGCUAGGGGGAAGCAUACCUGUUGCAUUGGGAAAUUGA
Molecule: messenger RNA, 1407 nt
Organism: Cornus florida
Lineage: Eukaryota; Viridiplantae; Streptophyta; Magnoliopsida; Cornales; Cornaceae
Product: putative receptor-like protein kinase At3g47110
Exons: 1
Coding region: 1-1407 (468 amino acids)
Molecular function (GO): protein binding
Source: RefSeq, a predicted model, not a curated record